Nothobranchius furzeri (turquoise killifish) is the source of this 6100-nucleotide messenger RNA. The record is from RefSeq and is a predicted model, not a curated record. Lineage: Eukaryota; Metazoa; Chordata; Actinopteri; Cyprinodontiformes; Nothobranchiidae.
UUUGUCAUUUAAGUAUUUAGUUACUAAAGAAAUACAGUCCUGUUGUUAGCACUGAAAAUGUAUUUGUGCAAGUAUUUUAUUUUGAAGGGAACCUUCAGGAAAUGCACUUUUCUUCGCUGAUUGUGUUGUACUUGACGAGAGAAAAAAGAGACGUUGAAAGGUUUAGAUGUUGCUCAAAUUCUGAAAUGAGCAUUAAAUGUUCAAGAUAAAGACGCUGUCGUCCGUCAUCAUUUUAGAAGCCUUUAUUCCACUUCAGUUUUUGGUGCCGAAAAUCCGGGAAGUGUAAGACUACACUAAAUUUCAGAAUUGAGUGAAGUGCUAACUGCUAUUGCUAGCAGCCAAGAUGACGGACCGGCUCGAGCGGAUGAAGAAGAAACGUGCUACAAUACGGACCUCGGUGACAAAGCUGUUAUCCCGCCUGGAGAGUGAGGUGGGCAAGGAGACACCAGAUAAUGACAAGCUACGUGAGUUUCUGACACUUUUGAUCUCCAAGGAGGAAAGUUUAAUAGAUUUGGGUAAGGGCAUAGAAGAGGAGACACCUACAGAUGCACUGGAGAAGGAGAUUUCAAACACACAGGAUUAUAUGGACCGCCUUCUGACAUGGAAGUUUCGCGCUACUGGAAUAAUUGAAAGGUCACGUGAGUCCACAAGAGCGCGAGUCAGUGAUGCGGGUUCUGGUUCAUUUGCAUCACAGUCAAGACAAACUGUUAAACUUCCCAAGUUACUGAUAACCCAGUACAAUGGUGAAAUAAGUCAGUGGCAACAAUUUUGGUCUCAGUACGAAGUAGCUAUUCACAAAAAUGAUGGAUUAUGUAAAACAGACAAGUUCACAUACUUGAGAUCCUACCUAACUGGAGCAGCUGCACGGACUAUUGCAGGACUCACCAUGACAGAUGACAACUAUGAUGAUGCAACUGAAUUACUCCAGAGUCGAUUUGGGAGAAAGGACAUUGUGAUAAGUGCUCAUAUGUCCAAAUUAUUAAACCUGACACCAGUAAAGAAAUCAUCUGAUGUGGCAUCUUUGAGACACCUGUAUGAUGAGUGUGAGAUUCAGAUUCGUAGCUUGGAAUCCUUGGGGGUGCACAGUGACACCUAUGGCUGCCUGCUAUGUCCAGUGCUGCUGCAGCUCAUCCCAGAGGAUAUAGCCUUAGCCUACACCAGGCGAUCAGACUCCAACAGCGAAUGGAAGGUUCCAGAGCUUAUCGAGUUUCUGCAGAAUGAGGUGCAAAGCAGAGAAAGGGCGCUACAACUAACCAGACCUGGACAUGAUGUUAAGGAUGCUACCCCAAAGCAGGGCGGUAAACCAUUCUAUGGUUCUGAUGUUAAACCUAGAAGGUGGAGCACCCCAUCAGCUACUGCCUUGCACACAGCAAACACUGUGCCCCAGACCUGCGUGUUUUGUGACAGCAGUAACCACAAGCCUGAAAAUUGCCCAGAACAUUCAGUAAGUGCACGUAAAGAAAAGCUGAGAAAACUUGGAAGAUGUUAUGUGUGUUUAGGUCCAAAACACAUAGCAAAGUUUUGCAGAACAAAAAUUUCAUGUGGUUUAUGUAGACGUAGACACCAUCAGUCAGUGUGUGAGCAAUCUGAAGUGAAGCCUGAGGUCGACAACGGCAAUAAUAGUGUACAUACAGAUGCUGUGUUAUCUUCAGUAACAAGUCCUGCGCAAUCAAGGAUAAAAACUCAGAACACCGUACUGCUUCAGACCGUCAAAGCAUGGGCAGCGGGCCCCAAAGACCGAAAAAUAUCUCGCUGUCUUUUGGAUGGAGGCAGCCAGCGAAGCUUCAUUCACAAGGAUGUUGCUAGGGCCCUUGGACUACCAGUUAUCAGACAAGAGAUGCUAACUCUCCAUGUUUUUGGAUCCACUACUCCUGUGACAGAGAAGCGCAACAUUGUGAGAGUUGAGCUGGAGAACAUGUGGGACAGUCAGCAAAAAUUGGAGAUUGAAGCAAUAGAGACCCCCCAGGUAUGCGCAGCUGUGAUUAAAGUUCCAAGUGGACCGAUUCAAGCAGAGCUGAAAAGAAGGGAGCUGCAGCUCGCAGACUGUCCACUAGAAGGUGCUAAUGAUGCAGAGCUGCAAGUUUCAAUAGGAGCUGACUGCUACUGGCAAGCUGUUUCUGGUAAUGUUCAAAGAGUCACAAAGACAUUAGUAGCUGUUGAAAGCAUUUUUGGAUGGACUCUCCAGGGUCCAGUGAUGAGCUCCAGUGUAACAGAUACCACUUGUAUGCACAUUAACUUAUCUGAAGACACUCAGAUUUCAAACCAACUUCAUGCAUUCUGGGAAGUGGAGUCAUUGGGCAUAGUUAAAGACACAGCAGAGAGCACAGAAAACUUAGAGGUUUUGCAAAGUUUCGAGCAGACAACAACCUUCAAAAAUGGACGCUACCAAGUUGAGUUACCGUGGCGACCUGACAGAACUCAACUCUCAGACAACUUAAAGGUGGCCAAAAGACGUCUUGAAAGCCUAAAGAAAAAACUGAGAAUUGAUGCCGCUUUGUAUACCAGUUACAACGAUGUGAUACAAGACUACCUGCAGCAAGGGAUUUGUGAGGAUCUGUCAGAGGACACAUGGUCGACAGGCAACUCAGUCAAAUAUUACAUGCCACACCAUGCUGUUGUGCGAGAAGACAAGGCAACAUCCAAACUCAGAGUGGUUUUUGAUGCAUCAUCACAUGAGGAAAAUUCCCCAUCCCUAAAUGACUGUCUGUACACUGGGCCCAAUUUGAACCCAAAUCUGCUGGAUGUGCUGAUUAAAUUCAGAUUGCAUGAGAUAGCCUUUACUGCAGACAUCACAAAGGCUUUUUUGCAGAUAUCCCUGACGGAUAAAGACAAGGAUGCAGUUCGAUUCCUGUGGCUCCAUGGACCCCCAACCAAAGACUGCGAGGAUGAGGUGCAUAUUCUUAGAAUGAACAGAGUUGUAUUUGGAGUGUCUCCUAGCCCAUUCCUGCUUGCCGCCACAAUCCGAAAGCAUCUCAAACAAUAUGAAACCAAGCAGACAAAAACAGUGCAGACACUGAGAGACUCCUUAUACGUUGAUGACUUUAUUGCCAGUGUAUCAAAUGUGCAAGAAGCCCAUUGUGUGACAACAGAAGCAAAAGACAUUCUGUCCCAAGCCGGGAUGAACUUGUGCAAGUGGGUUACAAACUCCCCUGAGCUCAGAGCCUUGUGGAAGGAGAAUGGACUAGAGCAUGGUGUGGAAAGUGAGUUAAGUGGAAAUGUACUCAAGGUCCUAGGACUAGUCUGGAGAUCUGGAACUGAUGACUUUGUGUUUGAUCAAAGAGGACUUAUGGACAUUGUAAAGGGGAAGGAAAACACAAAACGAGGUGUUUUGCAGACGUCAUCUCGCAUAUUUGACCCCAUUGGCUUUCUCACACCAUUUACCAUCAGAGCCAAGUGCCUUUUCCAAGAGAUGUGGGAAAGUGGGCUUAAAUGGGAUGAACAACUACCCCCUAAGUUAAAGGAGAAAUGGGAACAGUGGUGUGCUGAGUUACCACUGCUCCACCUAGUGGCCAUUCCUAGGUGGCAUCACAUUGAGCAUCCAGAUUCACAGAACGUAAGCUUACAGGUUUACUGCGAUGCAAGUGAAAAGGCUUACAGUGCUGUGGCCUAUCUGAAAGGAAAAAACAGAGAAGGAGAGACCGUGACAAGUUUUGUUGCUUCCAAGUCACGAGUUGCACCAUUAAAAAAAAUGACUUUGCCUCGUUUAGAACUUAUGGGUGCACUUAUUGGAGCCAGAUUGGGACACAGUCUUCUAAAGGCAUUUGAUCUGGAAAGAAAUCAGCAUCACAUGUGGACGGACUCGAUGAUCACGCUUCACUGGAUUCAUAGCUCUGCUCAGCGGUGGAAACCAUUCGUGGCCAACAGAGUGACUGAGAUACAAGAGCUCACAAAUCCAGAGCUGUGGUCCCAUUGUAUGGGCAAAACCAACCCUGCAGACCUACCGACAAGAGGCCAGCAUGUCCAGAGCCUCAUUGACAGUCAGCUGUGGUGGAGUGGACCUAAAUCAUUGCCAGCAGCUGAUGAAAGAGAACAGGUGGAUGAGAACUAUGUGUCAUCUGAGGUGAACUGUGAACUUAAAACUAAGCACCAGGUUGUAGUGCAACUGACACAUGCUGAGCAGGUUGAACCACUGUUUGACAUUGAAAAAUACAGUAGACUUAGGACAGUGUUAAGAGUAACUGCAUGGGUUAAAAGAUUUGUGACAAACACACGAUCCAGUCAGAAACUGAAAGGAGAGUUGACCGCGGAGGAGAUCAGGGCUGCCGAAAGGUACUGGGUGAAGCAGACACAGGAGAGUAGCUUUAGCUCAGAAAUCCUACAGUUACAGCUGAAACAGAAUGUGAAGAGAGACUCUAAGAUUAAGGAUUUGAAACCAUUUUUGGAUGAAGAUGGACUGAUAUGUGUUGGAGGGAGACUUCAGAACUCUGAUCUUAGUUUCAGAGAGCAGCACCCCUGGGUGCUACCAAGCAGUCAUAAAUACUCUGAGCUAUUGGUUCGUUCUUGUCAUGAAAGGGUGAUGCAUUCUGGUGUUAGAGACACUUUAAUCCAAGUGAGGGAGCAAUACUGGAUCUUGAGAGGGAGACAGUUUGUUAAACGCAUUGUUUCUGGAUGUUUUAUUAGCAGGAAGCUAAAGGUUAAAGCGGCGCAGCAGAUUACUGCUCCUUUACCUCAGGAUAGAGUAACAGAAUCAGCUGCAUUUGAAGUUACUGGGGUGGAUUUUGCGGGACCCUUGUAUGUUAAAACUAAGAGUCAACCGACAAAGGCUUACAUUGUAUUGUUCACUUGUGCUGUAACAAGGGCAGUACACUUGGAGUUGGUAUCAGAUCAGACCACUGAAAACUUCUUGUUAGCCCUAAAAAGAUUUAUUGCUAGAAGAGGGCUAUGUAGGAUCAUGUAUUCUGACAAUGCUAAAACAUUUAAAAGGGCAGAUAAGGACUUGAAGGAGAUGUGGCAGGUGAUUAAAGACUCAGAACUCACUAAGUUCUUUACCGAGAAAGGAAUCACCUGGAAGUUCAUUGCUGAGCGGGCAGCUUGGUGGGGGGGCUUCUGGGAGAGGCUUGUGAGAUCUGUAAAAACAUGUUUGAAAAGAGUGCUGGGGAGGGCCUCAUUGAACUUUGAGGAACUAACAACUGUGCUGACAGAGGUUGAAGCAGUGUUGAGCUCUAGACCAUUGUCUUAUGUAUAUAAUGAUGUUCUAGAACCUCAGCCACUAACCCCUUCUCAUUUCCUGGUUGGAAACCGACUAACUUCUCUACCACCAAAGAAUCUGUCUUCCCAGCCUCACACCCCCAUUGUCAACAAAGAGGAGCUGGGACGACCGCCAGAGACUUUUGAAUGGCUUUUGGAAGCGCUGGCGCAGAGACUAUUUGAUGGACUUAAGAUCAGCCCACACAUCUGAGACCACAACACCCACUACAGUAAAGGUGGGAGAUGUUGUUCUAAUAGGAGAGGACAACACACCCAGACAGACCUGGAAAAUGGGUAGAAUAACAGAGGUUUUUCCAGGCAGAGAUGGACUGAUUCGUUCCUGUAAGGUUUGCAGUUCUACAGGUACCAUUUUGAGAAGACCUGUACAGUUACUAUAUCCCUUAGAGGUAUGUUAAGGACGGCUAACUGUUGAUGAACAUCUGUUCAUCGGGCGGGAGUGUGUUGUGACUUAUUUGUCAUUUAAGUAUUUAGUUACUAAAGAAAUACAGUCCUGUUGUUAGCACUGAAAAUGUAUUUGUGCAAGUAUUUUAUUUUGAAGGGAACCUUCAGGAAACGCACUUUUCUUCGCUGAUUGUGUUGUACUUGACGAGAGGAAAAAGAGACGUUGAAAGGUUUGGAUGUUGCUCAAAUUCUGAAAUGAGCAUUAAAUGUUCAAGAUAAAGACGCUGUCGUCCGUCAUCAUUUUAGAAGCCUUUAUUCCACUUCAAUGAUUGUUGUUCAAAUUUCAUUGGAUGUUUCUACUCUUUAUCUUGCUCUUCCUCUUCAUCCUCCUCUUUCUCUUUCUCGCCCUCCUCCUCAUCCCCCACCUCGCAUACACACCCACCCUUGACCUCUCACAUGAAUUCUUCUAUCCAUUGUCACACGUUCUCAUUCCCACCUUCAACAACCUGUU